This is a messenger RNA of Peniophora sp. CBMAI 1063, 876 nucleotides long. NCBI's taxonomy places the organism in Eukaryota, Fungi, Basidiomycota, Agaricomycetes, Russulales, Peniophoraceae. The record is from the annotation of a GenBank genome assembly.
AUGGCGCCGUCAUCUUCCCUCAAGCCUAAAGCAACGUUCAUCGCGCUGAACGAGACAGUGAUGGUAUCUCUGCCACCUCUGUCGUCGUCUGCUGGCGAUUCCUCUAUUCACCCAUCUGUCAUCCUUUUCUUCGGUUCAAUGGAUGCCGACACCAAACUUCUCCGUCGACACCUCCAUACCCUCCUUUCGCUUUACCCAACGGCGACCAUGUACUUUAUACACUCGUUUCGCGGAUAUUGGUUCUCAAGGACCAGGACGAUUGAAGAUGCCUUACAGCCCGUCGUCGACGGCCUUCGGAAUGCUAUGCGCGCAGAUUUCCGUGGUGUCUAUACCCAUGUCCACUCAAAUGGGGGCAUGUUCCAAUUCAUGUCUCUUCGGAACCUCCUCGCCAAGUCAGAUUUCACAGGUAUCCCCACCUGGCGCGCUCUUCCCUCUGUCCUCGUCAUGGAUUCCGUGCCCGGGGAUAGCGGUGUGCAUCAAGCCAUAACCAGCGCUGCGCUUCCGGUCCCAAACCCGGUUAAACGGGCCAUCUUUAUCCCCACCGCGGUGGUGGCUUGGUGGCUCAUCUGGCUAUUCAACGCCAUGGGUGGCAAUCCUCCUCUGUUCGAGGCUUCGCGCGAGGCUCUCAACGCACACGAGCUCCUUCCACACGUCACCACAGGAUCUCAGACGGUCCGCUUGUACAUGUACUCACCUCGAGACCGCAUAACCCUCCCUGAGGAUGUCGAAAGUCACGCUGAAGAGGCUCGGCGCAGAGGUCAUCCGGUCCAUAUGGAGAAGUUCGAGCGCAGCUGGCAUAUCACGCAUGCAAGGGAGUAUCCGGAUAGGUAUUGGGAGGCAUGUACGCGGGCGUGGAGUCAGGCUGCGAAGCUAUAG